AUGCAGUGUUCAGAGAGUUCGGUAGUAACAACAUCCUGCUCAUUGGCACACAAGACUCCGAAAGGAACAAAGUCAGCAGUUCGAUGGCGCAAGAAUUCAUCUACCAAAUGUAGCUACAACGAGCAGAAGGAAAGGCUGCAUGGACUUUAUCUUCUAAUACUCAAGAGUACUGACAAUGUCUUGAAGUGUGUCAAGAACGGCGGGACUGUCACGCAGAUUGGUGCGAACCCAUCUGAUGACAACGUAAGAACCGCCUCCAACAAUAUCUCCACCAGGGAGAUCUCAUUCAGCGUGUCAUUCCAGCACUACCAUAGCGACUAUUCUCGGGCCAUCGAUUUGAUGUCCAGAGGUCGCAUCGAUGCCCAUAAGUUGAUUAUCAAUUGGACCUUCUUGAGGAACAGUCCCGUUUUCAGCGAGACACUUCUUUACGGUGGUCAAGGUCAAAAUAGAGCAUUGAAUCCUUCUAUUUCUUCCUUUUUUACCUCAUUGUGGCUUAUAUAUUUACUUUGCACCCUCUUUCGCUAUAUACCCUUUAGUAUAUUUUUACAUAAGAUCACAAAAAGUACAAACCAAAAAAGUAAGUUCCGACUCAAGGAGAAAGCACCAUACCGAAUAGGACAAGAAAUGAAGUUGUCGUGCUCGCUGGUGUGGUUUAUACUGACUGCUAGUGUCGCUGUGGCCAAGACACACACGCUUAAUUAUACUGCUUCCUGGGUGAAGGCCAAUCCCGAUGGUCUGCACGAGAAGAAGAUGAUUGGUUUCAACGGCGAAUGGCCACUCCCAGACAUUCAUGUUGAAAAGGGAGACCGUGUUCAGGUUUAUUUGACCAACGGCUUUGAUGACGGCACUGCAACCUCCCUGCAUUUUCACGGUCUUUUCCAAAAUACCAGUUUGGGGAACCAACUUCAGAUGGACGGUCCCUCUAUGGUAACUCAAUGUCCUAUAGUCCCUGGGCAAACAUACCUGUACAACUUUACGGUUCCUGAACAAGUGGGGACAUUCUGGUAUCAUGCACAUAUGGGUGCCCAGUACGGUGAUGGUAUGAGGGGUGCAUUCAUAAUCCACGAUCCCGAAGAGCCCUUCCAAUACGAUCACGAAAAAAUCGUCAUUUUAGCAGAUCAUUACCAUGAAAACUAUAAUGUCGUUACCGAAGAAUUUUUAUCCAGGUAUAAUCCUACAGGUGCCGAGCCCGUUCCUCAAAAUAUCCUUUUCAAUAAUACCAUGAAUGUGACUUUGGAUUUCACACCUGGUGAAACAUAUCUUUUCAGGUUCCUAAAUGUAGGGUUGUUUGUAUCUCAAUAUAUUAUCCUCGAGGACCAUGAAAUGACUGUGGUAGAGGUAGAUGGAAUUUACGUUAAACCAAACGUUACCGAUUCAAUAUACCUUUCUGCAGGGCAAAGAAUGAGUGUUUUAAUCAAAGCUAAAGAUAAAAUGCCCACAAGGAAUUAUGCUAUGAUGCAAUUAAUGGAUGAAACAAUGCUUGAUGUAGUUCCACCAGAGCUUCAACUUAACCAAACUAUUCAAAUGACAUACGGUCACGCUUUACCACAGGCGGCUGCUUUGAAUAUCGAAGAUUGUGAUUUGGACCGUGCCACAAACGAUUUUUAUUUAGAGCCGUUAGUUGAAAGAGAUUUACUUUCCCACUACGAUCAUCAAAUUGUUAUGGAUGUGAGAAUGAUAAAUUUGGAUGAUGGUGUGAAAUAUGCUUUUUUCAAUAAUAUUACUUAUGUGACCCCCAAGAUCCCCACUUUGACUACAUUGCUAACCUCAGGAAAGCUUGCCUCCGAUUCUAGAAUUUAUGGUGAUAAUAUCAAUGCGCAGUUUUUAAAGCAUAACGACAUCAUAGAAGUUGUUUUAAACAAUUACGACUCAGGCAGACACCCAUUCCAUUUACACGGUCAUAAUUUCCAAAUAGUUCAAAAAUCCCCUGGCUUUCAUAUUGAUGAAAACUAUGAUGAAUCUGAACAAGAUAAGAUGACCGUUCCUUAUAACGAAUCCGCACCACUACAACCGUUCCCUGAGAGGCCAAUGGUGAGAGACACUGUGGUUUUGGAACCUAGUGGACAUGUUGUGCUUAGAUUUAGAGCUGAUAAUCCUGGUGUUUGGUAUUUCCAUUGCCACGUAGAUUGGCAUUUGCAACAAGGUUUAGCAUCAAUCUUCAUUGAGGCCCCUACAGUACUUCAGGAAAGAGAAACGCUUAAUGAAAACUACCUCGAUAUUUGUCAAGCUGCUGGUAUUCCCGUUGUUGGUAAUGCAGCAGGUCAUUCAAACGAUUGGUUCGAUUUAGAUGGAUUACCAAGACAGCCAAAACCAUUACCUAAGGGAUUUACCGCAGAAGGAUAUGUGGCAUUUAUUGUUUCCUUUAUUAUUGGUGUAUGGGGGCUGUACUCUAUUGCUCAAUAUGGUAUUGGCGAAGUGAUCCCUAACGAUGAGAAAGUGUACCAUACUUUAAGGGAAAUCUUGGCUGAGAAUGACAUAGAGGUUCCUCGCAAUUAA
This is a messenger RNA of Saccharomyces eubayanus, 2496 nucleotides long. It is a transcript of the gene FET5, whose product is annotated as ferroxidase FET5. Gene Ontology annotation, biological process: cellular response to iron ion starvation; reductive iron assimilation. NCBI's taxonomy places the organism in Eukaryota, Fungi, Ascomycota, Saccharomycetes, Saccharomycetales, Saccharomycetaceae. The record is from RefSeq and is a predicted model, not a curated record. The transcript has a single exon. The coding region runs from base 1 to 2496 and encodes 831 amino acids. Gene Ontology annotation, cellular component: fungal-type vacuole membrane. Gene Ontology annotation, molecular function: copper ion binding; ferroxidase activity.